This is a messenger RNA of Lolium rigidum, 2312 nucleotides long. Its product is annotated as receptor-like protein kinase HSL1. NCBI's taxonomy places the organism in Eukaryota, Viridiplantae, Streptophyta, Magnoliopsida, Poales, Poaceae. Gene Ontology annotation, molecular function: ATP binding; receptor serine/threonine kinase binding; protein kinase activity. The record is from RefSeq and is a predicted model, not a curated record. The coding region runs from base 1 to 2295 and encodes 764 amino acids. The transcript is spliced from 7 exons. Gene Ontology annotation, biological process: protein phosphorylation.
AUGUCCCUAUAUGAUAUUGAUGUUGUUAUCUCAUCACAGACGCUAGUUGUAGACCCACAGGAAUCCGCCAAAGCGGUGCCGCCGCUUGGCUCCGUCGAGCUCCGGCCGUCCCUCCUCCUCUACCGCAUCUCCAGGCCGCUCCACCGCAACUCACAGCCAAAGACCGAGUCGCUGCUUCCGGUGAGCGCGUGUGACCACGGCCGGCCGGAGGGCUCGCUGCGGCGCCGGGAUGGCGGCGGGGCAUUCCGGCCGGAGGUGCUGCUGCCGGCGUCUUCUUCUUCUGGCAACCUCGCCCGCGACCUACUGAUGUCGGCCACCACUCGAAGCCCCUGCAUCCCGGAAGGGAUGUAUAGGAUUUUAAAUGUGUUCCAGCCUUCCAUGUAUAUAUCAGCCCUUAGUUCUGCACUUACAAGAUCACUGAUGGCAACAGAUCAAACAGCUGUGUCGUGUGACGAUGGGCUGCGGGAGGGGCUCGCUGUGUUGCCGGGAUGGCGGCGGGGAGGCACGGAUGAUGAAUCUGUGUUCCCCUGCCCUGGCUGCUUCUCCCUGCAGUACGGCCGGAGCUGCUGCCGCUGGCGUCUUCCGGUGACCACGCCAUCUUCUACUGCCUGCCAGCACUCUGAGCUGCUACUGCCUCGUGCGGCUGACAUAUGUAGAUGGUUCUGCGAUGGAGGCGGGUGGCCCUCGGCGGCGACGGAGCGGGGCACGAGGCUGCUAACUCGCUGGAUACAGGGCAACCGGUUCACUGGUGUUCUGCCUGCGGAGCUGGGCAGCCUGAGCAACCUGCAAGAGCUUGUGGCUUCAGAUAACAGCUUCUCCGGUCGGGUGCCUCCCUCGCUUGUUCAGCUUUCCCAGCUUUUCCUGCUUGAUCUGAGCAGCAAUUCACUCUCUGGGGAGAUCCCAGGGAACUUUGGACGGUUCAAGAGGCUGACAAGACUGAACCUUUCGCAUAACCACCUCACUGGAAUCAUCCCUCCAGAGAUCGGUGAAACCAGCGGUAUGGAUAUGCUGGAUUUGUCCAACAAUGAGCUUUCCGGUGGGGUGCCCGCGCAACUGCAGAACCUUCACCCGAGUGCUUUCAACCUCUCCUACAACAACCUCGGUGGACCUCUGCCUCGUUUCUUCACCGCCUCCAGGUACCGAGAGAGCUUCCUGGGCAACCCUGGCCUCUGCUACGGGCUAUGCACACGCAAUGCCGAUCCAGACGCCAUCCAGCGCGCCCGGAUCAACCUCGCCGCCACCAUCCUCUCCACGGCGGCCAUCAUCCUGCUCAUCGCUCUCGCAUGGUUCACCUACAAGUACAGAAUCUACAAGAAACGCGCCGCCGAGAUCGCUUGCGAGAAGGCGACCUGGGUGCUCACGUCCUUCCACAGGGUGGACUUCGACGAGAGGGACAUCGUCAACAGCCUCGACGAGAGCAACGUGAUCGGCCAAGGCGCCGCGGGGAAGGUGUACCGCUCCGUCGUCGGGCCGAGGAGCGAGACCGUCGCCGUCAAGAAGCUCUGGGCGACCACAACCGCCGACGGUGCCGCCGUGGACAACAGCAAGGACGACGACACCUUCGAGGCCGAGGUGGCCACGCUGAGCAGGAUCAGGCACAAGAACAUCGUCAAGCUCUUCUGCUCCGUCACCAGCAGGGCCUGCCGGCUGCUCGUCUACGAGUACAUGCCCAACGGCAGCCUCGGGGACCUGCUCCACGGCGCCAAGGCCGGCGUCCUGGACUGGCCGGCGAGGCUCAAGAUCGCUGUCCAUGCCGCCGAGGGCCUCUGCUACCUGCACCAUGACUGCGUGCCCUCCAUUGUCCACCGUGAUAUCAAGUCCAACAACAUCCUGCUCGAUGCCGAGUUUGGCGCCAAGGUUGCGGAUUUCGGUGUGGCCAAGACUCUUGGAGAUGACCCAGCCACCAUGUCCGUCAUCGCUGGCUCUUGCGGUUACAUCGCUCCUGAGUAUGCCUACACCCUUCAUGUAACUGAGAAGAGCGAUGUGUUCAGCUUCGGCGUGGUCAUUCUGGAGCUUGUCACCGGCAAGAGCCCUAUGGCACCAGAGAUCGGCGAGAAGGACCUGGUGGCGUGGGUGUGCGACAACAUUGAUCAAAAUGGCGCUGAGUCUGUUCUUGAUCAGAAGAUCGUCGACCAGUUCAAGAACGAGAUGCGCAGGGUUCUGAACAUCGGCCUACUGUGUGUCAACAAGUCCCCGAACAACCGGCCACCGAUGAGGUCUGUGGUGAAGUUGCUGCUGGAGGUGCAGGGACAGAACAAGCCCAAGGCAAAGAAGGAGGAGGCCCCUGCCUUCUGAUCUGGGGCCAAAAACAG